Molecule: messenger RNA, 1476 nt
Organism: Acanthamoeba castellanii str. Neff
Lineage: Eukaryota; Discosea; Longamoebia; Acanthamoebidae
Product: Ras domain containing protein
Exons: 5
Coding region: 1-1476 (491 amino acids)
Biological process (GO): signal transduction
Source: RefSeq, a predicted model, not a curated record
AUGGCGACUCGUCUGCUGAGCUCGAUGCCAUCGUCGGCCACAAUGCUGGGGUCGUCUGCCUCGGCCGCUGCCCGCCCACAUGCCGAGAGCGCCCCUCCCGCCCUCCGCUCCUUCCGUUCUGACACCGAACUCGCCUCCCAGAAAAAGAUGGUGGUUCGCAUCUACUUCUCUGAUGGCGCGUUCAAAAGUAUUAUGAUCACGGGCGCGACGACGGCCAUCGAGGCGUGCCGCAUGUUCGCCGAGAAAGUGCGCAUGGAGCGAUUCCAGCACAACUUCCAACUCAAGGAAGUGACCCCUACAGUCGAGCGGAUGGUGGAUCACGACGAGCGACCGUUCGAUGUGGUGCACCGAUGGAUCAAGGAGGGGUUCAAGCUCUCCAUGGACGAAAAGUGGCGGUUCGUCUUCACCUUCAGCCAAGCCGUGCAGAGCCGCCUACUACGAAAGACGAAGCGACUACUCUUCGCACAGGUUCAGAGCGAGUUGAAGCAGCAGAUGAAGGGCAACGCGCAGGCGCCCAAGUUGGGUCUGAAGAAGACUCCACGGGCCGACGAGCCGCCUGAAGGCCCGCGACCCUCGGCCCUUCCUCCCUCUCCCCGCAUGCACCCGUCGUCGCCCUCCCCCCUCCCCUCCGCCUCCAUCUCGUCCACCGCCGCCGCGUCUCUGCUCGAGUCGUCGACUUCGCAUUCCUCGCGUGCCGCCGCCGUGCCGCCAGACCAGGACGCCGCCGCCGCCAGCUCGACGCCCUUCUUCGUAUCGCCGUCGUCCCCAUCGCCAUCGCCCGCCGCGCCGCCCACUCUCCGCGGCGGAUUCUCGUCGCUGCCGCCCCAGCAGGUCACGCCGCGGCCCGAGCAGCUGGUGCCGUCGCCCCAGUCGGUCCCUGCGACUGGACCACAACUCGGCUGCGGCGGGUCUCCUACGGGUUCGGUCCGGGUGCGCCGCGGCGCGCGGCCGUCGCCGCUCCUCCUGACGUCGUUCAACAUCGACAACGAGGCCCAGCUGGCCGAGGCCGAGUCCAAGUACAACCGCGACCCGGCCAAGUUCACUUCGGUCUACGCCGCCAAUCCCCUUCCGGCUUCGACCGAAACUACCUUGAUGAUGACGUCAGCAAUGCCACCAGCUGGUAGUGUGUCGACGGAAUGUGCGGCAUCGAUGCCGGUGAUGGACUUGCCGCCGCCGCCGGCCUCGAUGGUGCUGCCGGCCAUUCCCCAGCAGCAGCUGGCGGUGGCGGCGAGCGGGAGGCAGCAGCACCAGUUGUCGAGCGGCGAAAGCUGGGGCGGCUACGACUCGUCGGAGAGCGAUCAGUCGAUCGGAGAGGACGAGGGCGAGGGCGAGGAUGAGCUGGUGGCGAUGCUGGUGCAGUCGACCCUGAAGGAGAGCCAGGCGCGGGGCAUCACCAUCCGCGACUGCUCGGCGCAGAUGAUGAACAACCUCGACGACGCCCUCGCCAUGCUGGCCAAGCUCGAAUUCGAACUCUGA